Messenger RNA from Chanos chanos (milkfish), 1010 nucleotides. It is a transcript of the gene uqcr11, whose product is annotated as ubiquinol-cytochrome c reductase, complex III subunit XI. The transcript is spliced from 3 exons. Gene Ontology annotation, cellular component: mitochondrial inner membrane. The record is from RefSeq and is a predicted model, not a curated record. The coding region runs from base 81 to 251 and encodes 56 amino acids. Gene Ontology annotation, biological process: mitochondrial electron transport, ubiquinol to cytochrome c. NCBI's taxonomy places the organism in Eukaryota, Metazoa, Chordata, Actinopteri, Gonorynchiformes, Chanidae.
CUCAGUUGCCAGGGUCCGUGGGUUGCCCUUCUGUAGCUCUAUUUCGACUGUCACUGAUAGUUAUCCACGCGCGCCUCAGUAUGCUAGGCAAAUUAAUAGGACAGAAAUACAUCGCUAUCGCCAAAUCAUGGGUCCCCACACUAGCAGUAUGGGGAACGGUGGGAGGGGUAGCCUUGGUCCACUUCACAGACUGGAGGUUGAUCCUGGAUUACGUUCCAUAUGUUAACGGCAAAUUCAAGAAAGAUGAAUAGUUUCAAACAGGUCUCAUUUGGUCAGUCCACUCAGUCGAGCACAGACUGAACUUCAGAUCAAUCAUCACAGCCGGAGAUGACACAGACACACACUGGACACCACCUCACACCAUCAUACUGGACUCUUAUUUCAUCAGAGCUAAUGAACAACAACAAUAUAUUUGUUCUUAACAGUAGAAGAGUUCGUCUUUGGUUAAUUUUGACUUUGAUCAUGUCAGUGGUGCUGAUUGUGAAUGCAGAAGUCAGUGACGUGAGCAUUCACUCCUGUAUUCAUUUUGCUCCUCAUCUGAAAGAAGCUUCCUGUGAACGUGAUUAAUCCUUUGUAAUGGUUGUUUAAAUGUAUUUGUGAACUCUGUAGCAAUGCAGAAUCCAAAUACUUCACAGCUGCCAAAAUGCUAAUGUACGGUCUGACGCAUCACUCCAGCUGUAGCAGAACUGUAUUGCAUUCACACUGUAGGAAAAUUCAGAAUGUUUCACCAUGUCAUUAUAUUCGGCUGAUGUAACUGUGAAACGACAAAUCAAGUCAUGAUUGGUCUGUAAUGGAAUGGGUGUCAGUGAGUGUUUGUGAUCUUGGAGGAAAGGACCAGCCACUCUGUCUCUCUGUUUAAACCCGGAUGUAAGAUGGAAAUGAUGGAUUUGCUGACCAAGGCAUACCUUAUUGUCAUAUAUUCUCUUUCUCAUUGUGUCCUGCUAUCUGCCGUGUCCCUUAUUUUCCUGUAAAUGAUCGUCUUUGUCUAUAAAUAAAAAUGAAAUAUGUUU